CGAGGUCUCCUCUCCAGCCGUGCCUGCCACCAUGGAGGUGUCGGACACCCCGGGCGCUGUCCCCGCGCUCGUCACGGAGCCGCGGUUCGCCCAGCGGCUCAGGGAGUAUCUGGAAGCAGAGCAGGUCCUGGAYGCUCGCUACCGGCUGCAGAGGAUGCCGGAGGGCAGCGUGGCCCUGCCCGUGCUGGGAGACAAGCUCACGGAGCAGCACAUGCGGGCACUGCAGAGCGGCCCCGAGGCGCUGCCCUGCAGCCRGGCCCAGAUCCAGGACCCCGUGCCCUCCAAGGCGGCGGCGGUGCGCACGCCCGCACAGCGGCUGAGCCGCGCGCUGCAGCGCCUGGUGCUGGCGUCGGGCGGCAGCUGGACGCGGGAGCUGGAGCGCGACGUGCCCCGCGCGUGGCAGCGGCACGGAGACCUCGUCCUGCUGAGCGAGGAGAGCCUCGUGACGCUGCUGCUGGGCCCCCACGGCUGGGUGGAGCACGUGGACAACGGCGUCAGGUACGCGUUCGACGUCACCAAGUGCAUGUUCUCCCCGGGGAACAUCACGGAGAAGCUGCGGGUGGCCUCGCUGCCGUGCGCCGGGGAGGUGCUGGUGGAUCUCUAUGCAGGCAUCGGCUACUUCACGCUGCCGUUCCUGGUCCACGCGGCGGCCGCCUUCGCCCACGCCUGCGAGUGGAACGGGCACGCCGUGGAGGCGCUGCGCCGCGGCCUGGCGCUCAACGGCGUGCAGGGCCGCUGCCGCAUCCACCGCGGCGACAGCCGGCGGCUGCGGCUGCGCGACGUCGCCGACCGCGUCAACCUGGGGCUCCUGCCCAGCUCCGAGGAAGGCUGGCCCGCGGCCUGCCGCGUGCUCAGGAAGGACACGGGCGGYGUGAUGCACAUCCACCACAACGUGGAGGCUCUGCCCGCGCCCUCCAGGGCACGGCGCGAGGACRGGGAGCACCGGGAGGACACGGAGCGGCGGCAGCACCCGGAGGACACCGAGCAGUGCGGCGCGGGGACGCGGGCGGCCCGGGGGCGCCCCGAGUGGUGGAGCUGGGCAGAGGCGGCCGCCGGGCGCAUACGGGCGCUGCUGGAGGAGCUGCACGGGCGGCCCUGGAGCACCAGCAUCCUGCACAUCGAGGCGGUCAAGUCCUACGCACCCCACGUGCACCACGUCGUGCUGGACCUCGAGUGCCGGCCCACGCUGCCGCCGUAGCUGGCCGAGGGCCUUGGCACGGCUCGAGGUUGGGGAAAGCGGAUCCAGGUGCUGCACGUGUUUUUAUGCUGGAAACAGGAUUGUUCAUUUCACUUUUUUCUUACUUUUUUUGCAUAAAUGAGGACAUUUGCCA
This is a messenger RNA of Nothoprocta perdicaria, 1331 nucleotides long. RefSeq names its product tRNA methyltransferase 12 homolog (gene TYW2). Bases 32 to 1198 code for a protein of 388 amino acids. The record is from RefSeq and is a predicted model, not a curated record. The transcript has 7 exons. Lineage: Eukaryota; Metazoa; Chordata; Aves; Tinamiformes; Tinamidae. Gene Ontology annotation, cellular component: cytoplasm. Gene Ontology annotation, biological process: tRNA methylation. Gene Ontology annotation, molecular function: tRNA methyltransferase activity.